AUCAGCCCUCCUUACCCAGUUCCUAGUCUAGGAAAUCAAGGAGCUUACCUUGCAGUUUACUGCGAUAUGACCACAGAUGGUGGUGGUUGGACUUUGAUGUCGAGUGCCAACGGCAAUGAAAUGGCUAACAGAUCUUACGCAGACUAUGUAACUGGAGUGAGGCUAGCAGAACACUACACUUGGCUUGGUCUCGAUCUCAUCAAUGGAAUGACAACUUAUGAAGACACAAGGCACUUUUAA
This is a messenger RNA of Strongylus vulgaris, 240 nucleotides long. Lineage: Eukaryota; Metazoa; Nematoda; Chromadorea; Rhabditida; Strongylidae. The record is from the annotation of a GenBank genome assembly.